CUGGUGCGUGGAAUAAUGUUCUUGAUCCACCCAUAUGCCUAUAAAAAUCGAUCAUCUACAGAAAGUUAUACAGGCGAAAAACACAAUAGUAAACUUGAAUCCCUCUCUUAGAAAUAGUUGUGUUGGCAAUUAUGGGUGCUUAUAAUAGUCUGCUUGUGCAAGUCAUAUGUGUAGGCGUAAUAUUAUUAUCUGGAUUGGCAACUGCAGCACUUGCAGCAGCAGAAGCUAAUGGAUCAGCCCUCCCUAACUGCCCCAACCUGUGUGGAGAUGUUGAAAUUCCAUUUCCAUUUGGCACAGCUGAUGGUUGUUACCUAAAUCAAAGCAACAGCUUUUUCAUCGACUGUAACCAAUCGGCAGGCCGACACCAACCAAUGACGGGAAACGUUGUUGUCCAGAGCAUUUCCUUACAAGGCCAGCUUGACAUCUUGACGUUCACUGCCAACAUUUGUUACAGUGAAUCAGGUAGGCGUUUGGGCUUUUGGCGCUCCACUUUUCUAACCUCCUCCACUUUCACCAUUUCUAGCACCCAAAAUGUGUUCAUGGCAAUUGGCUGUGACACCUAUGCAUUCCUUAAUGGUGAGCAGAACAAUGGAAACUUCUCCAUGGGCUGCAUGACGAUAUGUAGAAAUCAAAGUAAUGUUUUGGAUGGGACAUGCUCUGGAAUCGGUUGUUGCGAGGUAGAGAUCCCAGAAAGAGUAAGCAAUUUCAAUUUCACAGUCAAGAGCUUCAAUAAUCACACAAAAGUAUGGAGCUUCAAUCCAUGCGGCUAUGCCUUCGUUGUUAAAAAAGACAAGUUCAGUUUCUCCUCCGCUUAUCUUUCCAAUCCCCAAUUUAAUGAAACCGUCCCGAUGGUUCUUGAUUGGACGAUCCGUGAUAAAAGGUGUGAGAAUCCUGCAAACAAGUCGGAUUACAUAUGUGGAGGGAAUAGCACAUGUUAUAGUCCUACAAACGGGUAUGGGUAUCGUUGCAAAUGUGAUGAGGGUUACGACGGGAACCCUUACCUUCCUACUGGUUGCAAAGAUGUUAACGAGUGCCGGCAUCCAAAUCUCAAUAAUUGCACAUCACCCAAGAGAUGUAUUAACACUGAAGGGAAUUAUACAUGUUCUUGCCCCAAGUGGCACAGUGGGGACGGAAGAAAAGAUGGUGAAUCAUGCACUUUGAAUCUCGGAUUUGUGAACAAGAUUGCCAUUGCUGGUGGUGUAGGCUUUAUAGUACUGCUAGUCUCUAUUUCUUGGAUGUAUUUGAUAAUCAAGCAAAGAAAGAUAAUCAAGCUUAGAGAAAGAUUCUUUCGCCAAAAUGGUGGAACACUUUUAUGUCAACAACUUUCAAGUCAAGAAAAUUCAGUUGAAACAGCCAAAAUUUUUAGUGCAGAAGAGCUCAAAAAGGCUACCAACAAUUAUGAUGAGAAUCUAAUCAUCGGCCAAGGAGGGUUUGGUACAGUUUAUAAAGGACUUUUAUCCGAUGAUAGAGUCGUGGCAAUCAAGAAGUCCAAACUUGUGGAUAAGAGCCAAAUUGAGCAGUUCAUCAACGAGGUGCUUGUACUUUCUCAAAUUAACCAUAGAAAUGUUGUUAAACUCCUAGGUUGUUGUUUGGAGACAGAAGUUCCUUUACUAGUCUAUGAGUUCAUCUCCAACGGCACUCUCUUCGAGCACAUACAUCAUAAGGGUAGCUUGUCACCAAUUUCAUGGGAGACUCGUCUUAAGAUAGCUGGAGAAACAGCAGAGGCGCUAUCUUAUUUGCACUCUGCAGCCUCUCCACCUAUAAUUCAUAGAGAUGUCAAGUCUUCAAACAUAUUACUAGAUGGUAAUUACACAGCGAAAGUGUCUGAUUUUGGAGCCUCAAGAUUGAUUCCAUUACACCAAAUAGAAGUAGCUACAUUAGUACAAGGAACUCUUGGAUACUUGGAUCCUGAAUACUUGCAAACUAGCCAAUUGACUGUGAAAAGUGAUGUUUAUAGCUUUGGCGUCAUCCUAGUAGAGCUACUAACUGGAGAAAAGGCACUUUCAUUUGAUAGACCUGAGGAGCAGAGAAAUCUGGCUAUGUAUUUUCUUUCCGCUAUUAAAGAGGAUAGACUGUUUGAAGUUCUAGAGCAGAAUCUUGGGAUUGAAAGAAAUGAGAAGCAGCUGAAGGAAGUGGCUAAUCUUGCAAGCAGGUGCAUCAAAGUAAAAGGGGAAGAUAGGCCUAACAUGAAGGAAGUAGCGGCUGAACUGGAAGGUUUAAGAAAGAUUGACAAGCAUUCUUGGGUUAACGUUGGUUCCAAUUCAGAAGAGACAGAGAAGUUGCUGGGGGAGACAUCUGAUCCUUAUAAACAUGAUGCUACUAUUAAUAGCAGUGUUGUAUAUGAUAGCAUGAAGGACGAUGCGAUAGUAGACUUUGAUGAUGCGAGAUGAUAGGAGUUUCUUCGUAUAUCUUCUUUUGGGAUACCAUGUUGCAUUUGAUGUUGUCUGGUUUUUCUGUGUCAAAUCAUGUUCUUGUUUAGAUUUUAUUUCUGUACCAUUGUCACUAAUCUAGACAUGUUAGAUUUCUGUCGUGAGAUCAGACUUAUUAUAAAUAUCAUGAAAAUGGAUAAAAAUAGAGAGCAAUAGAUAGUGUAUUGAAAGACGUGCAAACAAUUAUUGUAAUAUUUUUCUCUAGACCUGUUGGUAGAUUACUGUUGUUAUGGCUCUGUUUUUACUAA
Carya illinoinensis is the source of this 2677-nucleotide messenger RNA. Its product is annotated as putative wall-associated receptor kinase-like 16. Gene Ontology annotation, molecular function: calcium ion binding; polysaccharide binding; ATP binding. Lineage: Eukaryota; Viridiplantae; Streptophyta; Magnoliopsida; Fagales; Juglandaceae. The transcript is spliced from 3 exons. Bases 132 to 2390 code for a protein of 752 amino acids. Gene Ontology annotation, biological process: protein phosphorylation; cell surface receptor signaling pathway. The record is from RefSeq and is a predicted model, not a curated record. Gene Ontology annotation, cellular component: plasma membrane.